This is a messenger RNA of Schizosaccharomyces octosporus yFS286, 3972 nucleotides long. RefSeq names its product rho-type GTPase activating protein Rga1. NCBI's taxonomy places the organism in Eukaryota, Fungi, Ascomycota, Schizosaccharomycetes, Schizosaccharomycetales, Schizosaccharomycetaceae. The record is from RefSeq and is a predicted model, not a curated record. The transcript has a single exon. Gene Ontology annotation, biological process: actin cytoskeleton organization; signal transduction. Gene Ontology annotation, cellular component: cytoplasm. The coding region runs from base 290 to 3709 and encodes 1139 amino acids.
CUUAAACAUCUAGGACUAUCGACAUCCUACGACUACCAACAUCUUACAAGAAGUAUCGACGAACAUUGAGAAGUGUUCUGCAUUAAAAAAGAACUUGUAUAUAUAAGGCAUCUUCUUGUUCUUUAAGCCUUGUUGAAAGCAAAAGAGAUAGUAUUGUAUUGAAGGCAUUAGCGAAGUUGCGAGAGCGAAGCCGUUCCUAAAUCGAUCAAUAGUCCUAAAGAAGCUGUAGAGAUUAAGCAGUUAAAAAAUUAGGAUAAUAGAUUUUGUGUUUAGGAACGUUUUGGACAUUAUGUCCCAAAGGGACGCCGAUAAAUUUGAGGUACUAAUUUCCAACAGUGGAACAGUAUCAACAAAACCAAGAAGACUUCCUACAAAGCAACCCCAAGAUCGUAAUGCAGCAUUUGGAAGGAGUUCUUCAAAAGUUCGAAACAGUGUAGUACCUGAACAUAAUCCGUUUGCACCUGGUUUGUCGAGACGACACACCUCAGCAGAAUCUAGAAAACCAAUACCGAAACCAGCGAGUAUACCAGCAAGAAUACCUUCCGAUUCAAGUGAACAGCUAAGUCUAAAACGUUCAGAAACGCUCAGUCCUCCACGUCACGUAAGAAAACAAUCUACUAGAGCAUGUGGAGCAUGUAACCAAACCAUUGCUAGUCAGUAUGUCCGGGCUCUUGGAAAUGUCUUUCAUUUAGAGUGUUUUAAAUGUUACGACUGUGGUACUAUGGUUGCAUGUAAGUUCUUUCCUAUCAAUGCGCCGAGUCCUUCAGGCCAAGUUCCGUUGUGCGAAACAGACUACUUCCGACGAUUAGACCUUUUGUGUGCAAAUUGUGGGAUGGCUCUUCGAGGAUAUUAUAUUACAGCACUUAACAAAAAGUAUCACAUAGAACAUUUUACCUGUACUUUGUGUAUCACUAUAUUCGGCCCUAAUGACUCUUACUAUGAACACGAAGGCGAAGUUUACUGUCAUUAUCAUUACUCCACUCUUUUUGCUGCUCAUUGUUACGGAUGUGACGGACCCAUUUUGAAGCAAUUCGUUGAAAUCUAUAGAAAUGGUGCUUUCCAAAAUUGGCAUGUUCCUUGUCACAUGAUCUACAAAUUUUGGAAUGUCAAACUUUCUCAAAAGAGUUUUGAAUCCAAAAGUUCUGAUACUCAUUUAUCUCAUACACAACUGCGGAAGCGCGAGAAAAAUUUAGAACAAAAAAUAUUUCAUAUUUGGCAUGCUCUUUCCUGUUUUGAGGAAUACACCGCUUCUUGUAUCAGUGACAUGUUGCUAAAUGUGUCGAAUGGAGCUUUCAAGCAAAGUGUUUUAUGUGCUCAAAAAUUCAUUCGUUAUAUAGAAAUCCUUUUUAAGGGGAUUGAUUCAUUGGAAACCACCCUUGCUACUUAUCAUGCCAAAAGUAUGCCUUAUAUUCGAGAAGCCAAGUUGUUAUGUAAAAAGUUGGUCUCUAUAUUUGCCUUGUUGGCUAAAUGUCAUAAUUGUGAUAUCCGAGAUGUUUCGGUAGUGCAGGACUUCCUUUCUCUUUUUACUGGUCUUGCACAUUAUUUGAAACUUUUGAUUAGAAUAUCCUUAACUGGUGGGUUACGUUUGGAACAAGAACACUCUUGUAAGCAUGCCCUUCCAGAGUUUUUGUUAAUCAUGGAGGAGUCAAAGUUCGUCGACAAGGGGAACUAUGACGAAUCUAGCAUUGACAUGUUUUUGCAUCUGGCUAACGCAAAUUCUGAUCUUUGUUACGUUUGUCAUACUGCUCUUGAGGAAGAUUGCAUUCUUGUCGACGACAAGCACUUCCAUAUUGGCUGUCUGUCAUGUGCUAAAUGUGGGUACACCAAUCGUGAAAAUUACGAUUGGGCUCGAUGGAAUUCGGGAUUGGACCAAGUUGAAUGUUAUCUUUGCUAUACUGAUUCCAGUGCACCAAAUUCUUAUGAAGAGCAACCCGUAUUUCAAUAUAUCAGUCGCCUGUCCCAGUAUACAUACUUGCUUCAGGUAGCACUGAUCCGCCUAUAUGCAAUACUCAAAAUUUAUAAUGCCCAAGUACCCGAUGCUCCUCCGAUUGUAAAUGAUAGAUUGCCAUCCUCUCGUCUUGCUUCUGAGAAAAACCUUACAAACACGGAAGCAGAUAAUUUCAAAAAGUAUGCUAAUACUUUGAAUGAUUUGCGUCGACUGAAAUCUUCUCGUAGUCUUAAAGGCAUAUCUGACGAUGCGAGAGCUGUGUUUAAAUCAGGUGAAUCUGAUUAUCAUGCUAGUAGUGAAGAUCCUCUAGUCUAUUACGAAAGUAAACCGAAUCCAACCGGUGAUUCUGGGAGACCUACAAAUGAUGGUGCUGACAUUAGGAAUCACGCCAAUUUAGAUGGAGGGAUGGAUGCAUUUGAUGAAAACCGAGCAUUCACUCUGGAUGAUAUCCCCAAGGUCAUCGCUGAACAAAGAAACCGUGAGCAUCGGCCAAAUGCAUUUAGGCAUAUGCCAAGUUAUACUGAUUCUUCUAUCAGAAAAAAUACUCGCUACAAUACCGGUAGUAGUGGUCAACAAACCAUUAAAACACCUUCCGUAGAAACCCCAGCUAGGUAUUUGUCAGAACUCAAUAGCCUGGAGCAAUUAUUCGUUCGUCAUGUUACUGUCUUAAUUUUAUAUCCACUAGUUAGGGAUUAUUAUUCGUUAGAGGAUCUAAUGGAAAUGAGUGAUUUACGAAAGGGUGGUUUCUGGGAGAAGUUUGGCAAAGCCUUUAAAGGAAAAGAUAAUGACAAGAAGAGCAUAAAGAAGAAGGGAACAUUUGGUGUUCCGUUGGAAGUGUUGGUUGAACGAAGAAACACUUAUUUUGGAGACCAUAGAAGUAAACAGACUCCAACCUUUAUUGAUAAUACAAUCGCUGCUAUGAAAAAGAAAGAUAUGUCUGUUGUGGGCGUUUUUAGAAAGAACGGUAAUAUUCGCCGAUUGAAAGAGCUCUCAGAUCUGCUAGACAUAUCGCCAGAAAGCAUCAAUUAUGAACAGGAAUCCCCAAUUCAACUCGCUGCAUUACUAAAGAAAUUUUUAAGAGAGCUUCCUGAUCCCUUGCUUACUUUUAAAUUAUUUGGAUUAUUCAUCACGUCGUCAAAACUGGAAUCCGAAGAGGAGCGUCUCCGAGUUUUGCAUCUGACGAUAUGUCUAUUACCGAAGGGACAUCGCGAUACAAUGGAGGUUAUAUUUGGAUUUUUGUUCUGGGUUGCAUCAUUUUCCCACAUCGAUGAUGAAGUGGGAAGUAAAAUGGAUAUACACAAUCUUGCUACAGUCAUUACUCCAAAUAUACUCUAUUCAAAAAGUAACGAUCCAGUCGAUGAAAGUUUUCUUGCUAUUGAAGCUGUUCAUUCACUGAUCGAGAAUUUUGAAAAGUUCUGUGAGGUUCCAACAGAAAUUAGUAUACUAUUGGACGAUCCGGCUUUAUUCUAUAACAAUGCUGCGUGGACGUCUAAAGAGUUAGCAAAACGGUGUGAAGAUAUACUUACACAAAUGAGCGUGAGUGACCAAAUAUCUCCAAAACAGGUUCCAUCUACGAAGCAUAGGAAGCAACCUAUACGUAAAGUUACUACUAGUUUAACAUCUGAGUUUCCUUCAGGACCUGAAGUAGCCGAAUCGACGACUGCUUCAUCUGCUACUACAGAUAGGAAUGAUUUACUUGAGCGUAGUAUUGCUCAGAAUCCAGGUCUGAAACCUCAGCAGGCCAUCAUAAAAGGAACCUGAUCGUUUUCGGUUUCGCAUGAAAAGUUUCAUACUCCUUCUUUUGUUAUUUUAUUAUUUAAAUUUCUCGAUCUGCAUAUAUUAAGUAACAUCAUUACAAUCAAUCUGGCAUUGAUUGAGGGUGUUGACUGAAAUAUUAUAAUGGGAUGACGGUAUUUGGUUCUUAAUCGUUCUUUAUCUAAUGAAGAGAAUCUUAGCUUAAAUUAUUUUUUAGGUCAAAGUAACUUUCAUUUAGUGUUUUGCGUAAUGAAUGAACAUUCUUCUGA